GAAAGUUACAGUGGGUGGUAUGAAACAUACUGGAAAUUACAGGGGGCGGGUAUGGAUUAUACACAUCGUGCACGUGACCUCUCUAGGCCAAUCAGAUAGCGUCAUUCAUGUAGGAGAAUGUAGUAACAGAAAUGAAGAUAUUUUGUCAUCAACAUUCCCCAUACCAGCCCUGGGCUGCCAGUACUGCAAAGCCAUGGAACAAAGUCAACAAGCAGUGAGAAAUGACAACUCUAGUGAAUCUUCUUCUUGCCAACCUACUCCAGGAUCGCAGACUGUAGAUGUAAACUCUGGGAAUGACAAUCCAAACCCGAGAGGCAUGCCAGUUGGUGUUUUCUGGGACAUUGAAAACUGCAGUGUCCCUUCUGGCAAGUCUGCCCUUCAGGUGGUCCAAGUUAUCAGGGAGAUUUUUAUCGCAGAGAAUAGAGAAGCGGAGUUUAUGUGUGCAUGUGACACACACAGAGAAAGCAGGACUGUUAUACAGGAACUUAAUCAAGCUCAGAUCAAUGUGGUUCAUGUGGAUGCAGUGAGCAAGAAUGCAGCUGAUGACAAGAUACGCCAGACACUUAGGCGCUUCUCUGACUCCCAUAACCCUCCUGCAAGCAUUGUCCUUAUAAGCAGUGACAUCAACUUCUCCACCAUCCUAUAUGACCUGCGGUACAGGAAGAACCUGAAGAUUACCUUGGUACACGGGGAUCAUGUGCAUGAGUCACUAGUGGCCUGUGCACACCACACUGUCAACUUUCAUGACCUCGUGAGCCACGUGCAGGCCAGGCUUGUCAAGGAGUGUAGCAGCUAUGUGUGUGUCACAGUGACUGGGUACGGGGUGGAGAGGGGUGUCUCAGCAGUGAGAAAAAGACUGCGUCAUCUUGUGGCCAACACUGGGGGGCGAGUCGUCAGUGUUAAUGAAAACCAGGCUAUCAUCAGGUUCCCCUCACUCGAUCAUGCUCACAGGGGGCGCCACAGAAUGCAGGGCCAGGAUGUGUAUGGGUCGGCAAUCAACGUGGAAUACACCCACCCCUCAUAUCAUUAUGGAUCCUAUUACAACCAAAACAGAAACAACAAUAACAACUGGAACAAUAAAACCAACACCAACAAUGGUUAUUACAAUGGAAACAACGUCAGCCCAAACCGAACUCGACCUUAUUCCCAGUCUUACAGACAAACGCCACCGAUGUCUGAAACACAACAAGGCCCUGUGCAGCCAAAAGCUGACAUUCCUUCUGCUGACCUGAAUUAUCCAACAUCAAACACUGACUUAUCCAAUCGCAGACAUGAAUACCAAUCCCCUGCUCUGCCCCACUUCUCAGCCAAUCAGAAUGGCCCCUCUGCUACUGAGGGUGACGAGCACAAAGAGGUAAAUUUACUGGAUACUCUUCUUCGUGGAGGUACAGAGGGCUCAUCGCAGGAUGAUCACAGCACUGCAUUACAGGGGCUGGUGAAAAAGUUUGCAGAAGGGAAUAAAUCCAGUCGACAGAUGUUGAUGCUGCAGCAGCAAAUUUACCAGGAAGAGCAGAUGCCCCUGGGUGGGGGAGACUCCACCCAGUUCUACUCCCACUACACUCAGUACCAGCAAACACACUUUCUUGGCUACCAGUCAUGGCAACAACAACAGCAGCAGCAGCAGCAGGAGCAGGAGCAGUCACAGCAGCAGAAUGGAUACUAUGACAACUACCGUAACAGCUACCAAUCACAAGGCCCACCACAGCGUGGAUUUCAGCCAAUCAGAUCCGCCUCUCCUAGUGAGAGUUCACUAAGCUCCGCCUCCCCUGUGGACUUCAACAGUGAAGAGUUUCCAGGGGCAGUAGACCUUCUCAUCAGCAAUCUGGACUAUAACAUCAGUCCCAGAGAGUGGAAACACAUCCUUACCUCUAACUUCCACCCACACAUCAAGAUCUUGCACAUUGACGUGUACCUGCAACCAGACAACACGUCCCUCGGUGUGAUCAAGGUCGGAAGUAUGGAAGAGGCGAGGUUUGCCAUCUCCCAGUUUCACAGGAAGAAGAUUGGUUACAAGCGUAUACACGUCACCCUCCGAACAGACACCGCAACCACGCCUGAGUCUUCUGUCAGAUCGGAGGCUAUCGCCCUGCUGUCUGAGGCCAAGGAUAAUGUACUACCACUCUUCAAGUUUAUUGAACUCUUCAACAAAAGGUUUAAUAGGUCAGUAAGUGUGUCAGAACUGUACAAGAUGCGGGAUACUAUAGAGAUUGUGGAGAAGGGCGGGGCCGGUCGCAUGAUUCACUUGGCCCCAGGGCUGAAGAGAGCUACACCUGAACCCAGCAAUGCUGAAGACACAGAGGUCCAACAGAUAACGGAGGUGGCCGUCUGUCACUACCAUUGUCCAGAGGGGAGUUCCAUGUACAAGGAGGCGGUCAACAUGAGCAUUCUGCCCAAUGUCAAGGUCCAACUGAAGACCUUUGCUCCUCAAGUCCAUUCCCUGCUUAUGUCACAUGAUGGACUCAUUCCCUUGAUGAGUUUUCCAGCCUGCUUCAGCGCGGAGAUCACGCAGCUCGUGUAUGUGUAUGAAGGUGGUGUGCCGCUGGAGCAUGUGAUCAGCUGUGUGCCAGGUGUUCAGAUUGUAACAUCCAACACCGGCCUCAAGAAAGUCAUCUGGGCAGAAAACAAACCCCCGGGAUCACCGGAGCCAGGAUCUCCAGGAUGUAAUGGCUCAGUGAGCCACCAUUUGAGCCAGUUUGGACGGGAGAUGGUUGAUCUGCUCAAAUCCCAGCCGAGCUGUCGUCUAGCUUUCAGCAAGUUUAUUCCCUCCUACCACCAACACUUUGGGAGGCAACUGAGGGUUGCGGACUAUGGGUACUCACGCCUGGGUGACUUGUUUGAUGCCAUUCCUCAUGUUAUCCAGAUGAUUGGUAUGGGAGACCGUAAGGUGCUGUCGUUGGCUCACAAGACCCAGGUUAAGAGAUUCACAGCUGACCUUCUCAAGUUACUGAAGAAUGCUCAAGGGAGACAAGUCUACCUCUCUGAUCUUACUGAAGAGUUCUGUAAACUGUUCAACCGUAGCUGGGAUGUUGUGGAGUAUGGGAUAUGUCACUUGGACGACAUGUUGUCAGAGCUCCCUCCUAAUACUGUACAGGUGACUUCAGAAGGCCACAACACUGUUAUAGCCCUACCAAGAGUUGAGCCUACAGACGAGGAGCUGGAGAGGAUCAAGCAGUUUUCUUUAGAGAUUGUGGAUCUGUUAAAACAUAGUGACCACUGCCGUAUGCCAUUCACGAAGCUCGUACCCUCUUACCACCAUCACUUUGGGAGACAGUUACGCGUGGGUGAUUAUGGGUAUACCAAGCUGCAGGACCUUCUGGAGUCUCUUAGUAAUGUUGUAGAGUUGGAUGAGGAAGUUGAAGAGCGGAUGAUAAGGUUGACAGAGAGUGAGUUACGUAAAGUAGUCGGGGAUCAGGUGGUUGCCAUGUUGAAGGAACAGCGUGUACACUGCUGCCCUCUAGACCAGCUUACAACCAACUACCAACAGAUGUAUGGGUUCCCCCUCCCACUGGCAGACCUGCAUGUAGAAACUCCACAGCAGCUGGCUACCAAACUCAAACAUGUUGUCAAGCUGGAGGUUUAUGAUGGUCGUGAGUACCUAGUACUGUCUGAUCGCACAAGUGCCCCACCACUUGCCCGCCAGGUUCUACAACUCCUGAUGGAUCAGAGUGGUGGUUCCCUCCCUUUAAUGGAGCUGUGCAGCAGAUACAAGACCACUUUUGGGGCAGAGCCCAACAUCACCAAGAUAAAGGAGGAGUUGCUGGACUAUGUUCAGAUAAGUGGUGAUGAUGAGUCUGGAGUAAUUAGCCUGACCCCACUCCAAACCCUAGCCCGGGAUCUCAGAACCCUGCUACAAAUACAUGGGAAAAUCACCCUGUCCCACCUGGAGCGGCUGUUUUAUAAGCGCUACUGUGUGGAGCUGAAACCAGCUUUGUACGGGUUCCAGACCACUGUUGCCCUGCUCAUGGCUAUUCCUCAUGUGGUCACCAUCAAGGGAAAGGGGAACCGAAGGAUGGUACACCUCUCUGGGGACCUGCAGGGCACUCUGCCAAUAAUAGACGAAUCCUACAGCAGUCGGCCAGACUCAGAUACGCCUUCCAAUGACUCUGGCUCUGCCCUCACAGAUGAUGACACACCCACAGAAUUGAAGUCUCGCCCCCAGGAUCUCCUUGAUGAACAUGUGCCUUUCGGAGUGCCCUCCCCUGCACUCAAACCUGACAGCAUGGGCUCACACAUUGACCUGAUUAAAUUUGAUAUAAAUCCAGAAUAUGCUGACAGUAUCUUUGCUUCUAUAAGUGAGGAGGACCGAGGGCAUCAGAAAACUCCGCUCUGUCAAACACCCACAUCCCAGCUAUUACAACUUGCUGCACAGUUCUUGCCUCAGACCCCGCCCCCAGACGAGCCCCUAGGUCCUUCCCCAACCCCCCAAUCAACCCUGGAAAUCUUGAAGCAGGGGUGGUGGUCAGCCAGUCCAAGUCAGCUGCAAGAGGUUAGUGCCAGCAUCAAAAAUGCAGGGAUUGUUGACCAGAUGGCAGCCAUUAAACUCAUUGAAAAUAAAUCCAAAGAAAAUAUGGAAGGGCAAGGAGAAAAUGAACCAAGGAGUAAAGAAAGUCAGACAAAAACUGAUAACUUGAAAAAGGUUGACAGCAGAACAGAAUCUGCAGAGUUGUCAGAUGAUGAAACAGAAACAAGUGUUGAAAGAGGGCAAGAUCACAGGUGUGCGAUUCAGAGUCUGUCCGCUACGCUUGCUUACUUAAGAGAAACAAGUAGUCUUACAGACCAUAUUCCAGAUGGUCAGUCAACAGGUAGCAACAGAAUGAAUGCAGUAAAAGUACUCAAGCGACCAGAAUCUCCUUUGUGUCUCAUUGAAAAAGAUGAUGGUGACAAAAUCAAAGCAGCCGUAAAAAUAAAGAAGGAAAAACUUUCUGAUGACGAAGACACAGAAAAGUCUGUCCUUUCUCCGCCACUAGGGGCUCAUCCAUUGCAGCCUGGCUCAUACUGGUAUUCCAAACAGUUCAAAAGCAAAACGUCAUCACUGGAACUCCCAUCAAAGAGCCCGGAGGAUGUACGCAAAGUGCUGGCUUCUCUCGCCCUUCCAAAAUCUAGAGAAGUAGCUAUGGACUAUAGCAUGGAUGGAAACAGUCGGGAGUUUGAAGCUGCCACUCCUCAUGCCAGUAUUGACAACAGUGACACUCUAACUGAUGGAUUUCCUGAUUUCAGUUCCGAAGUAAUAAAUGUUGAUUACAGUGCCUUGGUAAAAGACUCUAAACAAUACAACAACAAUCCUACUACCAAAGCCGACUCCGAAAGAAUAAUUCCAGGAAAAACAACUAAACAUGAUUUGGAUCAUAAGUUUGGUAACUGUUUUGCUGAUGACUGUAUGUGUUAUGAAGUUGUCUUUCGUCAGGACCAGCCAAUCGAGACAAGCUCGAUUAAAUCUGAUUCAAGCUUCACCACGGAGAGUCCUGAAGUUUCGCCAACAAAAUCAAGACCUUCGAAACAGAGGCUGAGCACAAGUCCACUUAGUGAUGAAUCAGGAAAUAGUUCCAUUAACAAACGUAGGUCUAGAAUUGCAGCCAAAUUUGGUCAGCUUGUUGAAUAAGACUGAUAAAGUGAAAUUUGAGGCUGUUGAUAUUAUUUCGUAUUUUAAUGCUUUGUCUCUUCACUUUUUUCUUUACUUUUUUUGAAAAAAAAAGAAAAAGAUUGAAAAGGGACUUUUGUAAAUGCAUGAAAUUGUUGCAAGACAAAUGAACACAGGGUUUGUUGAUUCAACUCCAGUUGUUCUUUGCUUGUCUUGAGAGGUAUAGUGGGGGCUUCUUGGCUGUAUGAAAAGAUAAAUAUAUACAAUGAUGAUUCAACGGACAAUCAGCCUCACCUUAUCUGCAUGCGAUCAUAAGGAAGUAUAUUAAGUUCUUUUGAUUGCAAUAACAAAUUAUGAAGAUAGGAUGAAAAUCAUACAAAAAAACACUGUGUUGAUAGAAAACAACAACAUUUGAGCAGGAAUUCUAAAACAAUGUUGUGUUUGGAAAAUUGUAAUGUAGAAUACAUCUUUUGUACACAUUGACUUAUCAAUAAAUUCCAUUACUGAAUGUAAAUACUGACACUUUUGGACUCACAGUGCCAGUGUAUUGUAUAUGUAUAUAUUAUUAUCUUAUUCUUUGAAAUUGACUUUGCCUUAAACCCGGCAAACACAAGUGAUGAAACUUGUUGCCUGGUUACGGUUGUUGUGUGGAUUUAUAUUUAGAGAUGUGCUGGAAUUAGUAGUGCUAGUUACAUGAUUGUUUACAAUAUCAUGUUGUAAAUAUGUUUUGAGGCUAAAAUUACAUAUUUCCUUUGUUUUGUGAUUAUCUAAAAACAUUGUUAUUGCCUGUACUUGGUCAAAGAAGACUGUGGUUUGAAAAUGACUUAUAUUUGCAAUUAAACUUGUAUUUAUUACCAACUUUAAUCAGAUAAACUUCAUGAAAACAUUGCAAGUAACUUACUUGAAUUUGAGAUUUAAGAUGACAUAUUCCCUGAGAAUAUUAAGAAAAUUGUGCUUCAAAUGCUCGUCAGUACUGGUUUCUCCAGGAAUAGAACAUCAAGCUGUCUUGUGAUAAUAUAUCAUUUUUUGUGUGCUUACAUGAGUUAUCACAUAUAUUUGGAAAGCCCCAUAUAUAGCUUUUACUUAGGAAAGAUAAGGCUUGAUUUUUGUGCCUUAAGAUGAAACCUUGUCUGUACAUUUUAAUGUGUGUUGAGUGCUUUCAUUUGAAGAUAUUCUAUUGAUGAAAUUGAGAAAUAUGUUGUUAAUGCAUUCUUAAGUGCAUAUGUGGAUAUAUGUUGAUGAUUAUUUUGACGCUGUUUAAGUAAAUAAACAUUUAGUAUUAUCUGGCUUGUAAAUAUUUUGAUUUUAUCAUUUGGUUAUGGGUUUUUCUUUUCUUUUUUGCUCGAGUUAUAGCUUAGUGAUUUGUGGCAACAAAAUGUUAUUGAUUUAACAAAUUUUGAUGUUAAAUGAAUGAAAGAAUAAUUAUGAAGUAAUACAUAAAGACAGCCCAUAUGUUUGAAGACAGUAAAUUAUGUACAUGUUUUGAUUAUAAUUCAAUGUUUUGCUUAGGUAUUUUACUUAAAUAAUUAAGUUUCAUUAAGAUCACACAAUAAAUUACUUGUGCAUGUCUGUAACUGCAUGUCUGCAUGUAUAUUUCUAUACACAUACUUUUUAGUGGUCUGUUUCAUGAGGCUCUUGUAUUUGUUAUUUGAUCUAACUGACGUUGUGGCAAUAUAUUUAUGAAAAAUGCUGUACAUCAUUUUGUAUAUGUUACUUUUAAAGGGACUAGACACCAGAAGAUUCGAUUGCAAGAAGAAAAGAAAAUUUUCAUAAACUUGACAUUGUUGUGUACAACACAAUGAAUCUUACCUACUGAUGUAUCCUAUCGCUUACAACAUAUGCAUCUUUCGCAGUUUUUGUGCAUUUUUCUUAUUUGAAAUUUACUGUGGUUGUCUACCACAUCAAUCCCAGAAAGUUAAAAAAUACCUUCAGUAUAUUUAUGUGUACUCAAAAACAGAUAUUCUUUAAACUGUGAAACCAUUCUGUGCUAUUUUUAAAUACAAGGAAACUCGGAUGAGACAGCAGCAUGAUUGUUGCGUAUAUUCGUUUAGUCAUGUACAAUGAUGUAUUAUUGGCCUCCUUCUAGCUUGCAUUGAUGAUUCUAGACUUUUGAAAACAUAGUGUAUUUCCCAUUUUUUGGAUCAUCUAGUUUCUAGUCCCUUUAAAGCAUUUGAUGUACAACUUACAUGUUAAAUGAUAAUACAUAUGUAUGUUGCUUGAUACUGUAAUUAUGUAUUUCAUGAAAUGGUAGAUUUUUUUUUAAUAUGUAAAUGUACAUAUGUAAGACAUGUGGAGGAGAAGGUCUCUAAGGCCAUACUUUAUUUUAUUUUGUUUGGCAUUAACCAUAGUUUUUGAAAUUUAGCACCUCUUAAAAAACACAGGCAGAUAUUGAACAAAAAACAAUGUCAUGCCAGUUGACGACACUUCUGUGACUUGGAUAACUGGUUCUUCUUCGUUAAUGGCUAACCAUCAAAUAUGCCAUUUAUGGCCACUGUUUAAAGAUGGUGAGAACAUUUUCCAAUCAAGGUCGAUUCUAUCAUCUGGUUGGACCAUUAGAAAAUGGCAACAUUUUUGCUUCCAAUUAGGACUGGUCUUCACAAAAACAUGUAAUCUGUUUACUUGCUGAAUUAUUGUUAAACACUACAAGAAAAUGAAAAUCAUUGGGAUACAAAUGGGUCACUGUAUGCUUGCAUUCUUAUUCAUGCCAUUCAGUGGUUUCCAGGGCUGUUUUGAUAAUGGAAACGAUAAAACAUAUGCAAAUUAUACUAUUGUUGUCAUGUAAGUAAGUAUUGUUAUCUUCUGUGUAGAGGAUUCUCUUUUUUUGCUUAUGGAGUUCGAAGCCUAGAUGCAAAAAAAUACAAAUGUUUAAGUUGUAAAUAGUUUUAUGAGUGAAAAAUUUGAGGAAUCUUUAUUAAACAAUAUUAACUAGUAAUAAAAGUGGCUGCAUUUAAGGCAAACUUUAUAAUAAUCAUGUCCUGAUACAAGAUGUUUUGAAAAUAUUAAUGUACAUGUAAAGUUAAAUUCAAUUAAUCCCAUUUAUUUUGUUCACAAAUUUUGAAAAAGUAACUUGUUUUGUAGAUAAGUAAACUGAUAUAGACUUACACAUGGAACUACAUGCAUUUGUCUUAAUUAGAAUAUAAUUGUGUUUGUUCAAAAAUAAA
This is a messenger RNA of Mya arenaria, 8739 nucleotides long. Its product is annotated as meiosis regulator and mRNA stability factor 1-like. The coding region runs from base 20 to 5599 and encodes 1859 amino acids. Gene Ontology annotation, biological process: post-transcriptional gene silencing. Gene Ontology annotation, molecular function: CCR4-NOT complex binding; mRNA base-pairing post-transcriptional repressor activity; RNA nuclease activity. The transcript has 25 exons. The record is from RefSeq and is a predicted model, not a curated record. Gene Ontology annotation, cellular component: peroxisome; cytoplasm. NCBI's taxonomy places the organism in Eukaryota, Metazoa, Mollusca, Bivalvia, Myida, Myidae.